Chondrus crispus (carragheen) is the source of this 795-nucleotide messenger RNA. Its product is annotated as Arl8. Lineage: Eukaryota; Rhodophyta; Florideophyceae; Gigartinales; Gigartinaceae. The coding region runs from base 102 to 743 and encodes 213 amino acids. The transcript has 3 exons. Gene Ontology annotation, molecular function: GTP binding; GTPase activity. Gene Ontology annotation, biological process: protein transport. The record is from RefSeq and is a predicted model, not a curated record.
GCAUCUGCUCCAGCAUCUGCUCCAGCAUCGCCGUUGCACCUCACGCCUUCGUUGUCCCACCGCCACCCUCCCCGCCUCCUCGACCCGUCCACGCCGCAGCUAUGUUUUCCGCGCUGUGGCAGAGCAUCCUGGAGUGGCUGCAGACGCUCUUCUUCCAGCAGGAGAUGGAGCUCACGAUCCUGGGGCUGCAGAACGCGGGCAAGACGACGCUGGUCAACCUUAUCUCCACGGGCGACUUCACGGACGACCGCAUCCCGACCGUCGGCUUCAACAUGCGCCGCGUGCAGAAGGGCGGCGUCACCCUCAAGAUGUGGGACCUGGGCGGCCAGGCCCGCUUCCGCACCAUGUGGGAGCGCUACUGCCGCGGCGUCUCCGCCGUCGUCUUCGUCAUCGACGCCGCUGACGAGGACCGCUUCGAGACCGCACGCGUCGAGCUCCAGGACAUCCUCUCGCGCAGGGCCCUCGACGGUAUCCCCGUCCUCGUCCUCGCCAAUAAGAGCGACUUGCCCGGCGCAAUCAAGGACGUCGACGAGAUGGUCGACGUCUUCGGACUCAAGGAUAUCCACAACCAUGAGGUCUCGGUCUACUCCAUCUCGGCCAAGAAUAGCACCAAUAUUGACGUCACCUUGCAAUGGCUCAUUGACCACGGCUCCAAGAAGGCCUCGUCCUCGACCGCCGCCGCCGUCGUCUCCGCGCCCGACCCUCCGUCGACGUCCACCAUCCCUCCCAAGCCGUCGUCGUAGUGCCUUCCGCCGCGCCGCGCACCAACGCCUUUCUUUUCUGGAAAACCCCCCU